UAUUUUAAGGUUUUAAUAGCUAGGUUUUUCUACUGACUGUUUAUUACAAGACUGAUGGUGAAACAAGGUUAAGCAAACACGAUCUUACAUCCUUACAUAUUUAUUGAGGCAAAAUCUGAGUUAUCUUAAACUUUGACAAUUUAUUGGAUUUGAAGACAAAUGGUCUCCUUGUUAUUAUCAGCACCACAUUGUUCUCCCUCUGUUGGACAUGUAACUUCAGUAAAGUGAAGUGUGCCAACUUCUAUAACUAGAUGCUCUUAUUUAUGUGCAUGGAGCCCAUUACAAAGAGAGCACCUGCUUCAGUCGAGAUCUCAACAUGUGCCCGAUCUGUCCUCAAUCAGCCAGAAGCACACAGGAAGAAUUUCACACCGUUAUCUUUAUACUCAAGGGCAAAUUGAAAGAAAAAUAAGUCACAAAGGACAAGGUAAAGGUAUAUCCUUUUGUUAACUGAUUGGUGCCAACAGUUUAGUAGUCACAUUGUUUUUAUGAAGAUCAAACCACUUUAUACACACAAACCAAAUUACUGAAAAAAUUAUAUAAACCUAAUAGCCACAUAAAUAAAAAAAAAAACAAAAUAGGGGUCAGGAGGACACCCAGGGGGCUGAAAGCAAAAUAUCAAAUAAAACAAAAGUAAAACAAAUAAAUAAAUUAUCUCGCUAUGGGAUCGUUGGGGUUCUUGGCAUCAAAACAUUUAAAAAACUCUGCCUUAGAUAACAUGCAUGGGUUAAAAAUUCCAAAAUAAGAACAACUUUGGAGUCUCAGUCUUUGUUUUAUGCUUACAACAUAUCACAAAGUAGAAAGAAGGACAGGCAACACUGUUAAGUGUUCCUAAGCAUAAUACUGGAACUGAAGUGUGGCAUCUGACCACUUGUAAACUCUUGAAGAAUCUCACAGGAAGGUCCUAGAAUGUGGCUUCAUUGGUCUUAAUAAAUAACACCCUUUAGACUAUUAGACACUAUUGUAGCAGGUGUGAGAUUGUGAGUAGUUAACACUCAUCACACACUUCUUCCCCGACUUAUCAGCUAUCAGGUCUUUGAGUUAAAAUAAACUGUCAGUCUGCUGGAAAACUGUUGCAAUGAUCUGUGAGAUCUAUUGUUGCUACAGAGGAAUUAGUAAUUAAGCGGAUACUGAUUUUUUUAAAGAAAGGAACCCUUUUCUGUGAAACCUUAAAGUCAAUCAAAUGUAUUGGGGUAUACAGUAUACGUAACAACACCCACUGCCCUUAGUAUUAAGCAGAUUAUGUACAGAAAGGUCACUCGCUCUUUGUUCAUGGAUAUAGUUUGUUAGAUCAUGCAAGCUGUUCCUCUCAAUCAAGUUGCUCAUACAAACUGAAAUAUUCACACCAGCCAGACACCGACCUUGACCAUGCCUAACCAAUACCCGUUAAACUGUUGAGGCCUCUAGUGGAAAGCACAGGAACAUGUUAGUGUCUAAACAUUUACUUUUAGCCAAUUGAGUCUUAGUAAUAAAUCAUAAUUCAAUUAAUAUUAGAGCAAAACACUGUCUACUGAUUCAGUUGUGUCUGCGUAAAACCAGUGUUCAAGUUGAAGAGUUCAAUAUACUCUUUAGUUCUUGAUUUGUUUAUAUUUAGUUCAAUAGACACUACACAUGAAUGUACAUUUCUUAAUGUUUCUGUUUAACAGGCAUACUGUAUAUAAACGGUGAGUGAAAUUAUUAAUUUUUUUCAUGAGCACUUGACCAUACACUCAAAACAAUUGAAUAAUACUAAUUCUUGUUGCACUCUAAUCUCUGUCUUGGCUACUACAUUUCUAAUGCAAUUGAAACUUUGCAAUGCAGCACUUUUCUUGUUACCAUCUCCUUAAGAUGAAUCGCUUAUGUUGUACCCUUCCUCAUAUUGUUAGUUGCUCUGGAUAAAAGCAUCUGCUAAACGAAUGAAUGUAAAUUCAUGAUUUGUGUGAUAACACUGUAAAUGUGAAUAAUUACAACAUCCAUUUUUGAAACUCAUUAACCAUUAAUACUUCUCAGCCUGGCAUGAAUGACAUGCAACACAACAGAAACUGCCCCCCACGUUUCCCCAUCUCACCCAACCCAUUAUUCCUAACCAAACUGGGUGAGCAGUAUGCUUUGUGUGAUGCCAACGACCAUAUUUAGAGGGACAAUUGCUCUAUAAAAGGAGACGUGGCUUGUUUUCUGUUGUGUCAUCGUUAACUUUCAACUGUGUACGGUAAGUUGUGGGGAGACUUGUUUCUUAAUAACAAACUAACCUUAUAUUCAUAGGGAUCUUUACUGGUGACAGGAUCACUGACUAAAUGGCAGAAAAGUGGAAUUGGGUUGCUUGGAACUUGAUUAUUUUACCUGUAUUGAUCUGGGAGUAUAUACUAGGUGGACAGUAGUAGAAAUGAGUCAACGGUGAUACAAUUGUUCUUUCUUUUGUGCAGAACUACAUCAUUGACCCAUCAGUCUUUAGACAAGUGAACAGCAGAGGUGAGUGGGUUUUAAUAGUUUAGAUUUAGAUUUAAAAUAAAAAAAAUGAACAUUAGUCAAAGCUUGAAUAGCAUAAUACAUCAGUUUUGAGUUUACGUGUCAAUCCGACAAGGUGAAAGAUGGGGGAUGCUGCGAUGAGGGACUUUGGACCUGCGGCUCCGUUCCUCAGGAAGUCGGAUAAGGAACGUCUGGAGGCCCAAACUCGGCUCUUUGACAUGAAGAAAGAAUGUUUCGUCCCUGAUGCUGAAGAGGAAUUCCUUAAGGCAUCUAUCAUCAGUCGCGAUGGUGAUAAAGUCACCUGUGAGACUUCUAAAGGGAAGACAGUAACUGUGAAGGAUGUUGAUGUCCACCCUCAGAACCCGCCAAAGUUCGAUAAAAUUGAGGACAUGGCGAUGUUCACCUUUCUGCACGAGCCCGCUGUGCUGUUUAACCUCAAAGAGCGUUACGCAGCCUGGAUGAUCUACACCUACUCUGGGCUCUUCUGUGUCACUGUAAACCCCUACAAGUGGCUGCCAGUGUACAACCAGGAAGUUGUCGUGGCUUACAGAGGCAAGAAGAGGAGUGAAGCUCCUCCUCACAUCUUCUCCAUCUCUGACAAUGCCUACCAGUACAUGUUGUCAGACAGAGAAAACCAGUCCAUUCUUAUCACUGGAGAAUCUGGUGCUGGAAAGACUGUGAACACCAAAAGAGUCAUUCAAUAUUUUGCCAGUAUUGCUGCUGGUGGAAUCAAAAGGGAUGCCAAUGACAAAAAGGGUACUCUGGAAGAUCAAAUCAUCCAGUGUAACCCUGCUCUAGAGGCUUUCGGUAAUGCCAAGACCAUCAGAAAUGACAACUCAUCUCGCUUUGGCAAGUUCAUCCGAAUUCACUUUGCUGCCAGUGGCAAGUUAGCAUCUGCUGAUAUUGAGACUUAUCUUCUGGAGAAGUCUCGUGUGACUUUCCAGCUCAAGGCUGAGAGAGACUACCACAUCUUCUACCAGAUCCUGUCUCAAAAGAAACCAGAACUGUUAGAGAUGCUGUUGAUCACAGCAAACCCUUAUGAUUACGCCUUCAUCUCCCAAGGAGAGACGCAAGUGGCUUCUAUUGAUGAUGCUGAUGAGCUGAUGGCUACUGAUGAAGCUUUUGAUGUGUUGGGCUUCACCCAAGAGGAGAAGAAUAGCAUCUACAAGCUGAUUGGUGCCAUCAUGCACUAUGGCAACAUGAAGUUUAAGCAGAAGCAAAGAGAGGAACAGGCCGAGGCUGAUGGGACUGAAGAUGCUGAUAAAUCAGCUUACCUGAUGGGCCUGAACUCUGCUGACCUCAUCAAGGCUCUGUGCCACCCAAGAGUCAAAGUCGGAAAUGAGUGGGUCACCAAGGGACAGAAUGUCCAGCAGGUACAAUAUGCCACUGGUGCUCUGUCAAAAUCGGUGUACGAGAAGAUGUUCCAUUGGAUGGUUGUGAGAAUCAACCAAUCCCUGGACACCAAGCAGUCACGGCAGUAUUUCAUUGGUGUACUGGACAUUGCUGGAUUUGAAAUCUUUGAUUAUAACACCUUUGAGCAGCUGUGCAUCAACUUCACUAAUGAGAAGUUGCAGCAGUUCUUCAACCACCACAUGUUUGUGCUGGAACAAGAGGAAUACAAGAAGGAGGGUAUUGAGUGGGUCUUCAUUGACUUUGGCAUGGACCUGCAGGCUUGUAUUGAUCUCAUUGAAAAGCCCAUGGGUAUCAUGUCCAUCCUUGAAGAGGAGUGCAUGUUCCCCAAAGCCAGUGAUGCCACAUUUAAAGCUAAGCUUUAUGACAACCACUUGGGUAAAUCAAACAACUUCCAGAAGCCCAGGAUUAUCAAAGGUAAACCAGAGGCCCAUUUCUCCCUAGUUCAUUAUGCUGGCAUUGUUGACUACAACAUCUAUAACUGGCUGGUGAAGAACAAGGAUCCUCUCAAUGAGACUGUUGUGGGCCUGUAUCAGAAAUCCACCAUGAAACUGCUUUCUAUCCUGUUUGCAAACUAUGCAAGUGCUGAUUCAGCGGAGGGUGGAGGAGGUGGCAAAACUGGGAAGGAGAGGAAGAAAAAAGGUUCUUCUUUCCAGACUGUGUCUGCCCUUCACAGGGAGAAUCUGAACAAGCUGAUGACCAAUUUGAGGUCAACUCACCCUCACUUUGUGCGCUGCAUCAUUCCCAAUGAGACCAAGACUCCUGGGGCGAUGGAGAAUCCUCUGGUCAUGCACCAGCUGCGCUGUAACGGUGUACUGGAGGGCAUCAGAAUCUGCAGAAAGGGCUUCCCCAACAGGAUUCUGUAUGGAGAUUUCAAGCAGAGAUAUCGUAUACUGAAUCCUGCUGCAAUCCCAGACGGUCAGUUUAUUGACAGCAGGAAAGGAGCUGAGAAGUUACUGGGCUCUUUGGAUAUUGACCACAACCAGUACAAGUUUGGGCAUACUAAGGUGUUCUUUAAGGCUGGUCUGUUGGGUACUCUUGAAGAGAUGCGAGAUGACCGUCUCGCUCUCAUCAUCACAAAUAUUCAGGCUCGAGCUCGUGGUCUUCUUUCAAGAAAUGAAUUCCAAAAGAUUGUUGAGCGCAGAGAUGCAUUGCUGGUGAUCCAGUGGAAUGUACGUGCCUUCAUGAGUGUCAAGAAUUGGCCCUGGAUGAAGCUCUACUUCAAGAUCAAACCAUUGCUAAGAUCCGCUGAAGCAGAGAAAGAGAUGGCAAACAUGAAGGAAGAAUUCCUCAAGUUAAAGGAAGCUUAUGCCAAAUCUGAAGCACGCAGAAAGGAGCUUGAAGAAAAGAUGGUUUCUGUUCUUCAAGAGAAGAAUGACCUGCAACUCCAAGUCCAAGCUGAGCAAGAUAAUCUUUGCGACGCUGAGGAGAGAUGUGAAGGUCUGAUCAAGAACAAGAUCCAGCUUGAGGCCAAAGCCAAAGAGUUGACCGAGCGACUGGAGGAUGAAGAGGAAAUGAAUGCCGAGCUGACAGCAAAGAAGAGAAAGCUGGAGGAUGAAUGUUCUGAGCUCAAGAAAGACAUCGAUGAUCUCGAGCUCACUCUGGCCAAAGUGGAGAAAGAGAAACAUGCCACUGAGAACAAGGUUAAAAACCUGAUAGAGGAAAUGGCAGCUUUGGAUGAAAUUAUUGCCAAGCUGACCAAGGAGAAGAAAGCUCUACAGGAGGCUCAUCAGCAAACGCUGGAUGACCUCCAGAGUGAGGAAGACAAAGUCAACACACUCACCAAAGCCAAAGCCAAGCUGGAGCAACAAGUGGAUGAUCUUGAGGGUUCGCUGGAACAGGAAAAGAAGCUUCGGAUGGAUCUAGAGAGGAUAAAGAGGAAGCUCGAGGGAGACUUAAAGCUGACCCAAGAGAGUGUGAUGGACCUAGAAAAUUACAAACAACAGCUGGAAGAGAGGCUUAAAAAGAAAGAUUUUGAGAUCAGCCAGCUCAAUAGCAAGAUUGAAGAUGAGCAGAUCAUGGCAGCCCAGCUCCAGAAGAAACUGAAGGAGCUGCAGGCUCGAAUUGAAGAGCUCGAGGAAGAGCUGGAGGCUGAGAGAGCUGCUCGUGCCAAAGUUGAAAAGCAGAGGGCAGAUCUGUCCAGAGAACUGGAGGAGAUCAGUGAGAGGUUGGAGGAGGCUGGUGGUGCCACUGCUGUCCAGAUUGAGAUGAACAAGAAACGUGAAGCCGAGUUCCAGAAACUGCGCAGAGACCUUGAAGAGGCCACUCUGCAGCAUGAGGCCACUGCUAUUACACUGAGGAAGAAACAUGCAGACAGUGUGGUUGAUCUGGGAGAGCAGAUUGACAACCUUCAGAGAGUGAAGCAGAAGCUUGAGAAAGAGAAGAGUGAACUCAGACUGGAACUGGAUGAUGUGGUCUCAAACAUGGAACAGCUUGCCAAAGGCAAGGCAAACCUUGAGAAACUGUGCAGGACCCUUGAAGACCAGAUGUCUGAAUAUAGAACAAAAUUUGAGGAGGGACAACGUAGUAUCAAUGACUUUACCAUGAAAAAAGCUAGGCUGGAAACUGAGAAUGGUGAGCAGGCUAGACAGCUUGAAGAGAAGGAUUCCUUAGUCUCUCAACUAACCAGGAGUAAACAGUCUUAUAUCCAGCAGAUUGAAGACCUCAAGAGGCAACUUGAAGAGGAAGUCAAGGCUAAGAAUGCCCUGGCCCAUGCAGUUCAGUCUGCUCGUCAUGAUUCUGAUCUGCUGAGGGAGCAGUAUGAGGAGGAGCAGGAAGCCAAAUCUGAGCUGCAGCGUAGUCUCUCCAAAGCAAACUCUGAGGUGGCUCAGUGGAGAACCAAGUAUGAAACUGAUGCCAUUCAGAGGACUGAAGAGCUGGAGGAAGCUAAGAAGAAACUUGUUCAGCGUUUACAAGAUGCAGAAGAAGCUGUGGAAGCGGUCAAUGCUAAAUGCUCCUCUCUGGAGAAGACCAAGCACAGACUGCAGAAUGAGAUUGAAGAUCUCAUGGUUGAUGUGGAGAGAUCCAAUGCUUCUGCUGCUGCUCUGGACAAGAAGCAAAGAAACUUUGACAAGGUCCUAGCUGAAUGGAAGCAGAAAUAUGAGGAGUCUCAGAGUGAGCUGGAAAGUUCCCAGAAGGAAACCAGAUCUCUGAGCACUGAACUAUUUAAACUGAAGAACUCUUACGAGGAAUCUCUGGAUCAUUUGGAGACCAUGAAGAGAGAAAACAAGAACCUCCAAGAGGAGAUUUCUGAUCUCACUGAGCAAAUUGGAGAGAGUGGAAAGAACAUUCAUGAACUAGAGAAAGCUCGUAAGCAGUUGGAGCAGGAAAAGUCUGAAAUUCAAGCUGCUCUGGAGGAGGCUGAGGGCUCUCUCGAGCAUGAAGAAGGAAAGAUCCUCAGAGCUCAACUGGAGUUCAACCAGAUCAAAGCUGACAUUGAACGUAAGCUGGCUGAGAAAGAUGAGGAGAUGGAGCAGACCAAGAGGAACCAGCAGAGAACGAUUGAUACCCUUCAGAGCUCACUUGAGUCAGAGACUCGCAGCAGGAAUGAAGCCCUCAGACUGAAGAAGAAGAUGGAGGGAGACCUCAAUGAGAUGGAGAUUCAGCUCAGCCAGGCUAACAGGCAGGCAUCAGAAGCCCAGAAACAACUCAAGGGUCUUCAAGGACAUCUCAAAGAUGCCCAACUGCAGCUGGAUGAUGCUCUUCAUGGUAAUGCUGAUCUGAAAGAGAACAUCGCCAUUGUGGAGAGACGCAACAAUCUGUUGCAGGCUGAAUUGGAUGAGUUGAGAUCCCUGGUGGAACAGACUGAGAGAGGAAGGAAACUGGCUGAGCAGGAACUGCUGGACGUCAGUGAGAGGGUUCAGCUGCUGCACUCUCAGAACACCAGCCUGCUGAAUCAGAAGAAGAAGCUGGAGGGAGAUAAUUCUCAGCUCCAGACUGAGGUUGAGGAGGCCGUGCAGGAGUGCAGGAAUGCUGAGGAAAAAGCCAAGAAGGCCAUCACUGAUGCUGCCAUGAUGGCAGAGGAGCUGAAGAAGGAGCAGGACACCAGUGCUCAUCUGGAGCGCAUGAAGAAGAACAUGGAGCAGACUAUCAAGGAACUGCAGCACCGUCUUGAUGAAGCUGAGCAGAUCGCCAUGAAGGGAGGCAAGAAGCAGAUCCAGAAACUGGAAGCCAGGGUGAGAGAGCUGGAAAAUGAGGUGGAGAUAGAACAGCGAAAGGCGAGUGAGUCUGUGAAAGGAAUCCGUAAAUAUGAGAGACGCAUCAAGGAGCUCACCUACCAGACUGAGGAGGAUCGUAAGAAUCUGGCCCGUCUGCAGGAUCUGGUGGACAAACUUCAGCUGAAGGUCAAGUCCUACAAGAGAACAGCUGAGGAGGCGGAGGAACAGGCAAAUUCUAAUCUGGCCAAGUUCCGAAAACUGCAGCAUGAGAUGGAUGAAGCAGAAGAAAGAGCCGAUAUUGCUGAAUCUCAAGUCAACAAACUGAGAGCCAAGAGCCGUGAUAUUGGAUCCAAGAAAGGGCACGAUGAAGAGUGAAGCUCUCAUUUGAAUCUUUCUGAAAGACUUUCUCGUGUGACUUCUUUUUUUUUCAUCCCCUAUUCUCCCCAAUUUUAGAAUGCCCAAUUCCCACUACUAAGUAAGUUCUCGUGGUGGCGUGGUUACCUCAAUCCGGGUGGUGGAGGACAAGUCUCAAUUGCCUCCGCUUCUGAGACUGUCAAUCCACGCAUCUUAUCACGUGACUCGUUGUGCAUGACACCAUGGAGACUUACAGCAUGUGGAGGCUCAUGCUACUCUCCACGAUCCAUGCACAACUUACCACGUGCCCCAUUGAGAGCGAGAACCACUAAUCGUGACCACAAGGAGGUUACCCCAUGUGACUCUACCCUCCCUAGCAACCAGGCCAAUUUGGUUGCUUAGGAGACCUGGCUGGAGUCACUCAGCACACCCUGGAUUAGAACUCGUGACUCCAGGGGUGGUAGUCAGCGUCAAUACUCACUGAGCUACCUAGGCCCCCCUCUCAUGUGAAUUCUUGACAUCAUUACCUGUAGUUCUGUAGAAUAAAGUGUGCAAAUUAAACUUUUCCUGUGGUCUUUGUCAUAUUUGAAUAUGUUUCACUAUUUUACAGCGAGUUAUUUGAUAGACA
Messenger RNA from Myxocyprinus asiaticus (Chinese sucker), 8991 nucleotides. Its product is annotated as myosin-7-like. The coding region runs from base 2565 to 8384 and encodes 1939 amino acids. Gene Ontology annotation, cellular component: myosin complex. Gene Ontology annotation, molecular function: ATP binding; cytoskeletal motor activity; actin filament binding. NCBI's taxonomy places the organism in Eukaryota, Metazoa, Chordata, Actinopteri, Cypriniformes, Catostomidae. The record is from RefSeq and is a predicted model, not a curated record. The transcript has 37 exons.